This is a messenger RNA of Vombatus ursinus (common wombat), 1602 nucleotides long. RefSeq names its product four and a half LIM domains 3 (gene FHL3). Gene Ontology annotation, cellular component: Z disc; nucleus; stress fiber. The transcript is spliced from 6 exons. NCBI's taxonomy places the organism in Eukaryota, Metazoa, Chordata, Mammalia, Diprotodontia, Vombatidae. The record is from RefSeq and is a predicted model, not a curated record. Bases 98 to 940 code for a protein of 280 amino acids. Gene Ontology annotation, molecular function: transcription coregulator activity; actin binding. Gene Ontology annotation, biological process: actin cytoskeleton organization.
AGGGACGUUGCGCUCAGAGUCGCCCACACAGUCUCUGGACAGGAGUCGCCUGAGCCGCGAGUCCGGCCCCGGCCCCCCCAGGGCCCUUGACACCACCAUGAGUGAGGCCUUCGACUGUACCAAGUGUGGGGAGUCCCUGUAUGGCCGGAAAUAUAUCCAGGCAGAGGGCGGCCCCCACUGUGUUCCCUGCUAUGAUGGCACCUUCGCCAACACAUGCGCUGAGUGCAAGGAGCUUAUUGGGCAUGACUCUCGGGAACUGUUCUAUGAAGAUCGGCACUACCACGAAGGCUGCUUUCGCUGCUGCCGCUGUGAGAAGUCCCUGGCAGACGAGCCUUUUACUUGCCAGGACAACGAGCUGUUGUGUAAUGAGUGUUAUUGCAGCGCCUUCUCCUCCCAGUGCUCGGCCUGUGGGGAGACCGUCAUGCCUGGGUCUCGGAAGCUAGAGUACGGGGGUCAGACCUGGCACGAACACUGCUUCCUCUGCAGCGGCUGUGAGCAGCCCCUAGGCUCCCGCUCCUUUGUGCCUGACAAGGGUGCUCACUACUGCGUGCCCUGCUACGAAAGCAAAUUUGCCCCUCGAUGUGCCCGCUGCAGCAAGACACUGACACAAGGUGGAGUGACUUAUCGUGACCAGCCCUGGCACCGAGAGUGCCUGGUCUGCACCGGGUGCCAAACCCCCCUGGCUGGCCAACAGUUCACAUCCCGGGACGAUGACCCCUAUUGCGUGAAUUGCUUUGGGGAGCUCUACGCACCGAAAUGUAGCAGCUGCAAGCGGCCCAUCACAGGUCUUGGCGGGGGCAAGUAUGUGUCAUUUGAGGACCGCCACUGGCACCACAGCUGCUUCUCCUGUGCCCGUUGCUCAACUUCCCUCGUGGGCCAGGGAUUCAUACCUGAUGGAGAUCAAGUUCUCUGCCAAGGAUGCAGCCAAGCUGAUCUCUGAGGGAGCCUCCCCGGCUGGGGACCUCCCAGGAUACUCCCACCUCAAAACUGGGGUCUCCCAUAAACCCAAAUAUCCCCUUGGUUGUCCCAUCCCAAACUCAGGAUGCCCCCCAUUCCCACAGCUCCCCAAUCCCAGCUCAGAAGGUAGUGAGCUCCCUGUUGCUGGAAGUCUUCAAGCAGAGGCUGGAUGACCAUUUGCUCAGGAUGUUGUAGAGCAAUCUUCCUGUUCAGGUAGGGGUUGGACUAAAUGACCUCGGAGGUGCCUUCUAGCUCUAGGAAUCAGUGGAACCUGAGACCCUCACCAAGAGCCUCCUGGCCUGCCCAAAAUCCUAACCCCUAAGUCUCUACCCACAGGUCCUUAAACUUGAGAUCACUCCUGCCCACAACAAACCCAGGACCGCAGGCCUCAAAACCCAAAGAUUUUCUUUGUCCUCCCAGACGGCCUUAAACCCAGGCUGUAUCAGCAGAGGCCUGACACAGUCCUUUCACUUUCUCAUCUGCCUGAGGCUGGCUUGGCUCUGAGGACUAAACUGGGUGAGGGUGCGGGGUGAGGAGGAGAAAAGGACACAGGGCCCUUAAUUGGGGCUAGGGGAGUAAAGGGGAAGGGGGAACCAUUCAUCCUCCCUUUCCUUUCUUGCUUCUGCAAUAAAAGUGUGAUGAAAC